Caenorhabditis angaria is the source of this 1239-nucleotide messenger RNA. The record is from the annotation of a GenBank genome assembly. Lineage: Eukaryota; Metazoa; Nematoda; Chromadorea; Rhabditida; Rhabditidae.
AUGGCUGACAACAAAAAAGCAGCGGAAAGAAGACGCACCAACUCUUCUUCGAGUUCUUCAUCAAGUAGUUCGUCUUCAUCUGGAAGCAGCUCAUCUGGUUCAAGAUCAUCGAGCUCUUCAAGUUCAUCGCGUUCAAGAUCAAGAUCUCCAACAAGAAGACGAGAAGUUAGAGUAAGUUUAUUUUUUUAACAUUUUAAAAUUGAUUUGGAAAUACGUCAAAAAAAAAAUAAAUAAUUGAUUUUUUUAGGGUCGCCGUUCACGCUCUCGUUCAGCCAAUCGCUCUCCAGUCCGCGGUUUCGCUCGCGCGGAACGCGGUGGCCGCCGUUCACCAUCUCCACAACGUCGACGCCGUUCACCUUCACCAAUUCGUCGUCGCGAUCGAAGCGGAAGCCGCGGAAGAAGACGUUCUCCAGUCGCUGCUCGACGCGCAAGCCCACGUCGUUCUCCCAGUCCAUCAAAACGCGUCUGUUUGCGAAAUCUUAGUAAGAAUGUGCAAAAAGGACAUAUCGAAGAGAUUUUCUCAACAUAUGGUGCAAUCAAAGUCAUCGAUUUGCCAGUUGAUCGUUCGCAUCCAUAUUUGCAUCGUGGAGUUUGUUAUUUGGAAUUUGAAAAUUUGGAAGACGCUGAAAAAUCGAUCAAAUACAUGGAUGGUGGACAAAUUGAUGGAUUGCAUAUUAGUGUUGAACAAUCAGUAAAUAGAUCGAAUUAUAGUCGUAGAUCACCACCAAGAAGAAGAUCGCCAAUUGGAAGAAAAUCACCACCAGGAAGAAGAUUGUUAGUUUUUUUUGAAGAAAAAAAAUUUGAUUUACAAGGGAGCAGUUUUGAUCCGAUUUUUCAAAUGUGUUGCCACGUCAUAUAUUUGGACUCAUAAUUAGAGUUGGGCUAAGUAGUUUUUCAUGAUCUGAUCAUGAUCAUGAUGAUCAGCGUUUCAAAAACUUCUAGAAAAUUUUAUUUAUUAAAAAAAAUAUAAUAUAACUCAACUUCUACAGAAACCUAAAUUUUCUGAAGUUUUCUCCCACCUGGAGCUCCAGAACCUUGGAUCCAAUAUAAUCAAACAGUUCCCUUUCAAAAUAAAAUUAUCAAAUUUAUUUUUUUAGCUCAAGAAGUCCACGUCGCCGCGCUUCUCCACCUGGCGGAAGAAGCUCUGGCGCCAAUUCUCAACCACUUGGCCCAAGUCGCUUCAAUCGUGCAAGUCGUUCUCGUUCUCCACCAACACGUCGGGGAAGAUCUCGCUCCUAA